UAACUAAAUAAAAUUUUAUAGCCUGCUUUAUGCAUCGCACGUAAGGCGCUGUUAGUUUAUUCAAAGUAUUAUAUUUUUUUCAAUGUAUUAAUAUGGACUGCUAUCUCCAAACCAAACCUAACAAAAAAGAAAAACUUCAAACGAAGAAUAUAUCAAAAACGAAAGGAGGAAAAUGUCUUCCUCCUACGGUAAAGUCGACGAGCGUGAACAUGUGCUCGAAGCUCGUCGGAACUCGAGGAAGAGAAUCACAAUCAUCGUCGUAUCACUACUCGUUCUCGUCGGUAUCGUGAUCGGAGCCGUCUUCGGAACCAUGUCUAACAAGAAGUCAACGACGGUGGAAACCAGCGAUAACGGAGACUCAAUCUCCGUUUCCGUUAAAGCCGUUUGCGACGUUACACUACAUAAAGACAAGUGUUUCGAAACGGUCGGAUCAGCUCCAAACGCAAGCAGCCUCAAUCCAGAACAGCUCUUUAUAUACGCCGUCAAGAUCACAAUCGCAGAAGCCACGAAAGCUCUCAACGCUUUCUCCUCUUCAGGAGACAACACCACCAUGCAUGCUUGCGUCGAGCUUCUUGACCUAACGAUAGAUAACCUCGAAAACACGUUGACAUCAUCACAAAACGGUGACGUCACGUUACCUGAGCUAGUCAGUGACCUCCGUACAUGGCUGAGCUCAGCAGAGACGUACCAAGAUACUUGUACAGAGACGUUGGCUGAGUCUAACCAUCCAGAUUCUAAGACGUUCGGAGAAAGUCAGCUCAAGAACGCAACGGAGCUAACGAGUAACGCCUUGGCUAUCAUCACAUGGCUCGGUAAGAUAGCUGACUCCUUCAAACUCAGGAGGCGUUUGCAGAGUGCUGACGUGGCGGUGGAUUUAAACGUGGGGAGGAGGUUGUUGCAGAGCACUGAUUUGAGGAGAGUGGCGAAUAUUGUGGUGGCGAAGGAUGGUUCGGGGAAGUGUAAGACGAUAAGUACGGCUUUAAAGGAUGUGCCUGAGAAGAGUGACAAGAGGACGGUUAUAUAUGUGAAGAAAGGAGUUUAUUUUGAGAAUGUGAAAGUGGAGAAGACCAUGUGGAAUGUUGUUGUGGUUGGAGAUGGAGAGAGCAAGAGUAUUGUCUCUGGUAAACUCAAUGUCAUUGAUGGAACUCCCACUUUCCAGAGCGCCACGUUCGGUAAUUCUCUCGAAAUAUUGACCAUUUAUUUUAUGCCCAAACACAUAACAUGAUAUGAUGAACCAACUAAUCUAGUAACCUAGAGGAUUAAUAUUGAGAACUAAAGAUUUUUUUUUUAUCAAAAGAAUUAAUUUUUUUUUUUGUUAAGAUAAUAUCAAUAAAACUAAUAAUUUCUCCAGAUUUUCAAUUUGGUUAGUUUAGAAUGAUUUGCUUUGCCAAGCAUUUAUCGCAUAUUCUAUAUCAAUUUUUAGAACAUUAUUAGUUUCAGCUAUAUGAAAUAACUUGAAUGCUUGUCAUGUGGCUACCUAAUAAUACAACCGAAAUAGAUCUUAUGUGACAUAAUUUCUACAGGAAAGAUAUAUAAAUCCUUGAUUGUCAACCAAGAAACCAAUUAUAUGAUUGAUGUGCUAUGUUUCAAGAAACUAGGUUUUUAUACUUUGUUAUGCUUCAAGAAACCAGUUUAUAUACUUUCUUACAUGUGUUCUCCACAGCUGUGUUCGGGAAAGUGUCCUCCAUUGCAUAUGUAUAUGUUGGCCAUUAUACAUGUUCUAAAUGUCAAAAGCACUCUAUAUUUCUUUGAAAUGUACUAGAGAUUAGUUGUUCUAGAUUAACUUCGUUCAAAAAUUUAAUUGUCCUGAAGAAUAAAACACUUAAUUAUUAUAAGCACUUAUAAAUAAUCAUGAAUCAUGAGAAACAGUCGCUGCAUU
Messenger RNA from Brassica napus (rape), 1879 nucleotides. Its product is annotated as putative pectinesterase/pectinesterase inhibitor 24. Gene Ontology annotation, molecular function: pectinesterase inhibitor activity; pectinesterase activity. The transcript has a single exon. The coding region runs from base 173 to 1225 and encodes 350 amino acids. Lineage: Eukaryota; Viridiplantae; Streptophyta; Magnoliopsida; Brassicales; Brassicaceae. Gene Ontology annotation, biological process: cell wall modification. The record is from RefSeq and is a predicted model, not a curated record.